This is a messenger RNA of Phycodurus eques (leafy seadragon), 1269 nucleotides long. Its product is annotated as glycine N-acyltransferase-like protein 3. The coding region runs from base 305 to 1156 and encodes 283 amino acids. Gene Ontology annotation, molecular function: glycine N-acyltransferase activity. Gene Ontology annotation, cellular component: mitochondrion. NCBI's taxonomy places the organism in Eukaryota, Metazoa, Chordata, Actinopteri, Syngnathiformes, Syngnathidae. The transcript has 5 exons. The record is from RefSeq and is a predicted model, not a curated record.
AUACAGCAUUUUAGGUUCACUUGAGUUAUAUUUGUCUGAUCUUAAACAUUAAAGUGGGGAAACUAUGCAAAAAUAUAAUAAUUUAAGAAGGGGGCCAAUACUUUUUCAGGCCGCUGUAUGUGCAUUUUUCAUGUUUUAUUUUCCAUAGAAUAAUAAAUUAUAAACACAGCUUCUGGAUGCAGAGAAGAGAAAUGAGUAGCAAUGAUCAACAGUUAAUUAUUGACAAAGUCUCGACUUUUGAACUCAUUUAAGGAGGGAGGAGCAGUGAAGCUUGCGGAACACACAACAUAUCAAGGAACUUAAAAUGAAGGUCCUCCAAAAAGAUGAACAAAUGACUGCUGAGACUGUUCUGCUGAGAUACUUACCCAAGAGUUUUCAGGUCUAUGGAUACUUAUAUGCUUAUAACAGAAACAAACCAAGUAGCAUACAGGUUAUUGUUGAUACAUGGCCUGAUUUUAAGGUCAUCAUUUGUCGCCCUGACCCACAAAAGAAACACACCUCGGACUGGACAAAAGUGGUAACGUUCUACUGCCUGGAUGAGAAGAUUUUGAGGAAAAUGUUAUUAGAAGAGGAUACAAUCGACUGGAGCACUUAUUUUAUAAUUGGAGGCCAUGACAAUUCUCAUACAGCCAUGCUCAAAGAGGUUUCAUCGCAGAGACAACUGAGCUACAAACAUCGGGCAUGUGCGCAUCUUCUGUAUUUGCCAGAUAGUAGCCAUCUGUUAUACAUUAUUUACAUUCUCUUUUUUUCCUACAGUGAUCUUAAAUCUAGGAUUACAUCUCUCGAUCUUUCUCACGCUCACCUGGUGAAUCAAACCUGGAAGUUUGGAGGGGAUGAAAUAGGCUACAAGAGAAUUAUAAGACAGAUCAGCUACUUCCCUUCAUGCUGUAUCAUUGAUGGUCAGGGUCAGCCUGUAUCAUGGCUGCUUUUAUAUGAAUACCUGGCAAUGGGCAUGUUGUAUACUCUGCCUGAGCACAGACAAAAACAUUAUGCCACAGUCCUGGUCUACACCAUGGCCCAGAGACUCCUCGCUGAGGGCUACCCAGUGUUCUGCUACAUAGAGGAAGACAACAUGGUCUCAAACAAGCUUGUUAAAAGCUUGGGCCUGAUUGAGGAUCCCUCUUACAGAGAGAUAUGGGUUGCGAUCAACACCUGAUUUGAAGAAGCAACCGACACGCUGUAUCAGAUAAAACUUCUAAGUGAAUCACUUGCCUUGUACAAAACAAACCUGCUGCUUUUAUAUCGUCCACAUCUGUUAGACUGCUUUGU